Molecule: messenger RNA, 483 nt
Organism: Lithohypha guttulata
Lineage: Eukaryota; Fungi; Ascomycota; Eurotiomycetes; Chaetothyriales; Trichomeriaceae
Gene: RPO26
Product: subunit common to RNA polymerases I, II, and III
Exons: 2
Coding region: 1-483 (160 amino acids)
Biological process (GO): transcription by RNA polymerase II; transcription by RNA polymerase I; tRNA transcription by RNA polymerase III
Cellular component (GO): nucleus; RNA polymerase I complex; RNA polymerase III complex
Molecular function (GO): DNA binding
Source: RefSeq, a predicted model, not a curated record
AUGUCGGAUUACGGUGGUGACGAUGAUGCUGCAUUCGGCGCAGAAGAGCCUGAGGAUGCCUUCUACGAGCCAGAGGAGGACGAACAGGACAUUCUGCCCGAUGCUGACAUGGACGAGGAUGCCUUGCAAGCAAGAAAUGAGGUCUACGAUAAUGAGCGCAUGGAACUUGUGGAAGCAGAUGCCAAUGCAGUCGAUGGUGGUCAGAAAAGAACUGCGAAACCCGCCGGAGAAGACUCGAAGAAAAUCCCAGACGACAAAAGGACAACAACACCUUACAUGACCAAAUACGAAAGAGCUCGAGUACUUGGCACUAGAGCACUCCAAAUUAGCAUGAAUGCUCCACCUCUGGUUGAUCUCCAGGGCGAGACCGACCCUUUGCAAAUUGCUAUGAAGGAGUUUGAUGAAAAGAAGAUUCCUUUGAUUGUGCGAAGGUAUCUUCCUGAUGGCUCAUUCGAAGAUUGGACCUGCGAAGAGUUGCUAUGA